Musa acuminata subsp. malaccensis (wild Malaysian banana) is the source of this 1534-nucleotide messenger RNA. Its product is annotated as probable protein phosphatase 2C 25. Gene Ontology annotation, molecular function: protein serine/threonine phosphatase activity; cation binding. NCBI's taxonomy places the organism in Eukaryota, Viridiplantae, Streptophyta, Magnoliopsida, Zingiberales, Musaceae. The record is from RefSeq and is a predicted model, not a curated record. Gene Ontology annotation, biological process: peptidyl-threonine dephosphorylation.
CUCGCCGCUUCUCCCGGACUCUUCCUCCCUCCCUCCGCCCAAAACCUUGCUUAUCCGUCUCGGAACCCUAAUUCUUGAUCUCCCGAAUUCUUCCAAGAGCCUUAAUAAUUUCUUGGACAUCUGCGCCCGCUUGCGAGGUUGAGGGCCGAUUGCGUGUUGGAUUUGGGAUCAGGAGUGGCUCUUGGUGGGGGAGGCCUCGGACUCGCAGGAACUGCAGAGGCGAUCUCGGGCGGGGGAGUAGCACCUAAGGGAUCCUCCGAGGAGGAAAUGAGGGAUGUUCUCGUGGAUGGGGAGGUUUGUGGCGGCGUGUUGGGCCCCGGUCCGGCGGUACGCGCGUAUGAGCAAGGAUGAGGAGGAGGAGGACGACGAUGCGCUGCUGUGGUCGCGGGACAUCGGGCAGCACGCGGCCGGGGAUUUCUCCUUCGCGGUCGUCCAGGCGAACGAGGUCCUCGAGGACCACAGCCAGGUGGAGACCGGGCGAGAUGCCACCUUCGUCGGUGUCUACGAUGGCCAUGGAGGAGCCGACGCAUCUCGCUUUAUCUCCAAUCACCUCUUCCUUCAUCUCAUGAGGUUGGCUCAAGAAAGUGGAACAAUCAGUGAGGAUGUUGUCAGGAGUGCAUUUUCUGCAACCGAGGAAGGGUUUCUGGCUCAUGUGCGGAGAACACAUCAAAUAAAACCUUUGAUUUCUGCAAUUGGGUCAUGCUGUUUGGUGGGUGUAAUCUGGAGAGGAACACUCUAUCUGGCCAAUCUGGGAGACUCAAGGGCUGUCAUUGGUUAUUUAGGAAGGUCAAAUAACAUCAUCGCAGAGCAACUGACAAGAGACCAUAAUGCUUGUAUGGAAGAGGUGAGGCAAGAACUUAGAUCUCUUCAUCCAGAUGAUUCAAACAUUGUGGUUCUUAAGCAUGGAGUAUGGCGGAUUAAAGGCAUAAUCCAGGUUUCAAGAACAAUAGGCGAUGCAUACUUGAAGAAGCCAGAAUUUGCUAUAGAUCCAUCUGUCACUCGAUUCCGGCUCACUGAACCUCUACGCCGGCCUGUUUUAACUGCAGAGCCAUCAAUACACAUGCGAGUACUUCGUCCUCAAGAUAAGUUCUUAGUAUUUGCUUCUGAUGGACUGUGGGAGCACCUGAGUAAUCAACAAGCAGUUGAGAUUGUCUAUAAUCAUCCAAGAGAAGGAAUAGCAAGGAGACUGGUCAGAACAGCUUUGCAGGAAGCUGCUCGGAAGAGGGAAAUGAGGUAUGCAGAUCUCAAGAAAGUUGAGAAGGGAAUACGUCGGUUCUUCCACGAUGACAUUACAGUCAUUGUAAUCUACAUAGACCAUGAGUUUUUGCGGGAACCAAAUGCAUCUGUAGCAGAAUUAUCAAUUCGUGGUUUUGUCGAUGCAGUUGGACCUUCAAAUUUUUCAAUGUUGGAUGGGCAAAAUUGAAAUGCUUUUAAUGUUUUAUAGUAGUAUCACAUUGUCUUUAAUUUAAUAUACAUUUAUGUUGCUUUGUUGUGCUGGUUUACUGGAACAAUAGACUCAAUUCAAUUUUCGUUA